AUGCGGAUACCGGAAGACCUCCAAGUACCACUGGAGAAUAACCAAGUACCAGUAAAUUCCUAUGUCACCAGGCUACAUAAUAAGUUGCGUAUUGCAGCCGAGGAAGCGCGAACACACUUACGUGGAUCCCAAAACCGACAGAAGGACCAUUAUGACAAACUUGCCCAUGGGUGCCCAUAUGUUGUUGGUGACAUCGUAUGGCUCAGAGAACAUACAGCCCCGCAAGGAAUACCGAGUAAAUUUGUGUUAGACUGGUCUGGUCCGUACACUGUAACCAAGGUGAUCUCUGACACGACCUGUGUGAUUCAGGACCGCGAGCGACCUUUCGCGGCGGAAAUUACCGUCCAUUUUAAUCGACUAAAGUUGGGAGAGAGACCGGAUGCAUUUGGUUCCGAAGAUCAAGGAAAUACCGUCUGUGAUGUCGAUCGUGACCAAGUUGGAAGGAUCGUUGAAAUCCCACCUGAGGGUGGGGACGAGUUUGAAGUACCCUUUAGCGACAGGCGGCACAAUGUUGAAGACCACAAGUCAAUGCUGAAUGACGUCAGUCGAAACGAGGGCACAGCAAUCGCUGAGGACAGCGACGUCUCUAUGGAGGAGGGAUUGAUGUAA
Spirometra erinaceieuropaei is the source of this 609-nucleotide messenger RNA. The record is from the annotation of a GenBank genome assembly. NCBI's taxonomy places the organism in Eukaryota, Metazoa, Platyhelminthes, Cestoda, Diphyllobothriidea, Diphyllobothriidae.